AUGUCAUUAGCGUGGAAGUUCUUCACUGGCAGACAGCAGGGUGUGCAGAUUAACGUGUGGGAAGAUGCGGACAGCGACAUAUACAAGAUCAUGGAUCGCUUCGGCUUCUUGCACAAGGAAGAGCUUCCCAGACCCAGUGCACUUGAGGAGAAGCAAAUACAUCAGGAGAUUGAAAGGGUGGAUAAAUGGCUGAAAAUGGUGGCCAGCUGGAAUAAGUACCAAAACAGUGACAAGAUGUCACGGCGGGUAUAUAAGGGGAUUCCCCUGAAAUGUCGGGGCAAGGUGUGGUGCCUCCUCUUGGAAGUCGAAAAGGUCAAGAAUGCCCAUGCAGGAAAGUACAAGCACAUGAAGGAACAGGCCAGGCAUUACUCGACAGAGAUCAAACAGAUCGAUCUGGACAUCAACAGGACAUUCCGAAACCACAUCAUGUUCAAGGACCGCUUCGGAGUGAUGCAGCAGGCUCUGUUCUGGGUGCUGGCGGCCUACUCUGUGUACAACCCGGAGGUGACCUACUGCCAAGGGAUGAGCCAGAUCGCCGCCAUCUUGCUGAUGUACAUGAAUGAGGAGGACGCUUUUUGGGCGCUCGCGCAGCUGCUGAACAACCAGAAGCAUGCCAUGCACGGAUUCUUCAUUCCUGGAUUUCCUAAACUUCAUCGUUUUCAGGCACAUCACGACCAGAUAUUUUCCAAACUGAUCCCAAAGCUAAAGAAACAUUUGGACAAGGAGCAGAUGUCCUCCGGGAUAUACACCACCAAAUGGUUUCUACAGUGUUUCAUUGAUAGGACUCCAUUCACUCUGACCCUGCGUUUGUGGGACAUCUAUAUUCUCGAAGGGGAGAAGGUUUUAACUGCCAUGGCUUACACCAUCUUGAAACUAUACAAAAAGGUUUUGCUAAAGAUGUCUCUGGAGGAGCUACGGGAGUUUCUGCAGGAGGAGAUUGUGGAGUCCUUCAGCCUGGGGGACGAUGUGGUCAUUGAGCAUCUUCAAGCCUCAAUGGCCGAACUACGCAAAAUGAAGCUGGACCUUCCUCCUCCAGCGAGACACGAUGAGUUUCCGAAGAAUGCCCUUGGCCUCGAGUUACCCAUAGUGCUUAUGCCAGUCAAGCUGCCCCAGGUACCCAACAGCAAAUGCCUGCCCCCAGUGCUACAGCAGCCAAUGGGAGGGCCAGUCCUGACACAAUGGCAGGAGAGGACCCGUCAACCUCCGAGUGACAUUUUGGACUUCAGGAAUGCCAAUGGGCAGGGUCCACUGUCAACAUUCUCCAUACAUUCACGGACCCCCAAAAAGCCGCAGCAUGGGUUGGAAGUUCAAGAAGCAGUUGAGCGUGCAAGUGGGGAUUGGCCCCCCCCUUAUGAGCCCCCUGAGAAUGACAUCAUGGCUAUGCAGUCUCAGGAGGAGCCAGUAGACCUUCCUAAUCUGCCACCACCCCCACCUCUGUACAUGCAGGAGUCUGUUUGCAGAGAGCCGGAAUCAAAGCCCCUACCAUCCUCCCCCCAACCUAUGUCCCUGUGCCCAGCCAAGCCUUUGGACCUCCACCUGCAGGAGGUGAGCUUUUCUUCCAGGUCCAGUCACCUGCCUGUCAGGUUCCCAGUGACUCUAUCGGUGCCCCAGCCGCCCAGCCACAGACGGCCCUCCAACAUCUCGCAGUACGACAAUCUCUCUGAAGGAGAGCGGGAGGUGGACCACUCUCCUGAUCAGCUGCUGGAGGAGACUGCUUUGCUACUCCAAAGUCUGUCUGCGGACCUCCAACCUAAGGAGAUGUCAGGACCUUCCACAGCAGAGUCACCUUAAUUUUUCCCUCAUCCUCCCCCACCCGUGACCAUAAAUCCAGCGGCCUUACCCAUUCCUCCAUCUGUCCCUUCCUGUCACCAUGUUCCAUGUAAUGCAGUAUGAUGGUGUAUGCAAGUGACCCCGCCUGGCUGAACCCUGUAUGCUCUGCCAGUCCUCAAGCUUUUGGACUGAAAGUAGAGCCUUUGGGAUGUAGUUGGUACCAAUGAAGAGUUCUUGGAAUACCAAAAGGAAAUGAGCUCCCUCCACUCUUCCAAGCAGACAGGCAGUGUAGUUGCUUGGCAUUUUCGGGCCAGUUGCUGCAUCCAUUGACCUGUUCAGCUGUGACCUCAGGACAAAUGCUAAGCGCUUCUGUUCCUCCAAGCCAGGAAUCUACCCCGACUCACCCAACUGGUGAUUCCAGACUGGUGAUAUAGCACAGCUGGUGCUGGCAAGAUUGCCCUUCCAUGAAGCAGAAGUGGCUCUAUCCCAAGCAGUAAUAUCACAACGUAGCAUUUUGAUAAACGCACCACUUUUUCAUUUCAUCCAUAUGAAAUAACCUUGUUUUUUUUCUAUAGCCAUGCCUUUGAUUAAAUAAUACUUUUAUUGCUUAUGCAAUCUGUAGGGCAGAAACACCGCAGAGCUGAUUUCAGUGCCAUCAGUAAUACAAGGAUGGCUGAGCUGUAAUAUGUAAAGAAGGAUUUAACAAUCAAUCUGAAGCUUUGUUUGAUUUUGCCAAGCAGUUCUGAAUCAUUCCUGGGUUUUUCCUUUGCCUGGACCCCAUUUUCUGACAUUCAAGCCUGUCAAUUUGGUUCUAUUUAUCAGUUACUGGCUUCUACCUACAUGAUUCAUGAUGGUCUUAAAAUAGGAUUCAGUUGCAUUUUAUUUAUUUAUUUUUCAAUCUUCAUGUGAUGUUUGGUAUUUCAUAGAAUUUAUCAUGAUUUGUAUACUUUAUUAUGUAUUGUAUUGUGCUUUUUAAUAUUUGUACAAAAAUCUUUGCAAGUAGUAUUGUACAUUUGUUAGAAAUGUAAAAAAUGCAGUAUGUAAAUGAAAACAUUGAACAGUAAUAAUCAGCCAGUCAAAAUGUAUGAAUUACGAACUCCUGGGCAUACCACUAAUUAUGCGUUCUUGCAUCCUUUAACAAUUCCUUCUGGCAUACUUAACGGUAGUAAGACGUUGCAUUUCUUUACAUGGUUUCUGGUUCGUUAUCUCCCCCUAGUGUACAGUUAGCUAAUAGCACAUAAUUUAAUAUAUUUACCUGUCUACCAUCUCAGUAUGGAUUUUGUGUGGCUGUUAAUAUUCUCCCUUUUGUAUGAUUUCCAUGCUUUUGUAAUUUUUUUUCUUUCUCAAAUGUGCCUUAAAUUAUUAGCUAUUAUAAGCUGGAACGUAUAAGUGUAUUGACGUCACCCAUCUGCAAUAUUAUAAUUGUUUUGCAUGUAAGAGCGCAUGUAGUGAGGAGUGGUGGGUGUAACAGGCAAUGAUGAUACAUAAAGGCUCAGGAAAACAAACUCUGGGUUAGUUAGCUAUAUAGUGUGGAGCUUUAAGGUGCUACAAGGAGAUCAGAUACAUUAAAGCCUUACAGUGUUUGCACUAUUCUGUACUUUUGUAAUAUUCUCAGUAUUCGCAAAGGUUUAGUCUUGCAUGGUUUGUAUUUUACUCUGAUGCACUGUACCUUCUUAAAUAGUGGGAAAUCCCACUGCAGAUUCAAGUAAAUGUUCCAGAAUCAAA
Paramormyrops kingsleyae is the source of this 3495-nucleotide messenger RNA. Lineage: Eukaryota; Metazoa; Chordata; Actinopteri; Osteoglossiformes; Mormyridae. The record is from RefSeq and is a predicted model, not a curated record.